AUGAUUAAUUCUUUAAAUAUUGAUGAUACGCUUAAAAAUAGAACUGAUGUUAUAUCAAUGAUUGAAAAUUCUAUUGCUAUUAAUAAAAAUGAAAAUGUGCCUAAAAUUGCUAAUAAAAAAACAUUCUUUAAAAUAUUGAAUGGUCCAUUAAAAAACUCAGAUCUCAGUAUAUCAUUAGCUCCUUCAAAAAUCAAUAAAGAUCCACUUAACAAAAAUACUGAUGUAAAAGCUGAUAAAUUUUGA
This is a messenger RNA of Hepatospora eriocheir, 243 nucleotides long. The record is from the annotation of a GenBank genome assembly. Lineage: Eukaryota; Fungi; Microsporidia; Hepatosporidae.